AUGCUCCUAUUGUUCGAGAAGGGUAUAAGAGGAGGCAUAACCCAGGCUGUACACCGGUAUGCCAAGGCUAAUAAUAAGUACAUGAGAGAGCAGAACAUUUCAGAGGCUUUAAGGCAUGGGCUUGAGCUCAAGAAGGUGCGCAGAGUCAUCCAAUUUAACCAGAAGGCAUGGCUGGCAGGCUAUAUCGAUCACAACACGAGGCUGAGAACGACUGCCAAAAACGAGUUCGAAAAGGACUUCUACAAGCUUAUAAAUUUAAGCAUAUUUGGCAAGACCAUGGAGAAUAUUAGAAAUCACCGCAAUAUUCAGUUGGUUACAAACGAAGACAAGUACACGAACCUUGUGAUGAAACCAAAUUUCAAGGGUGGUAGUAAGUUCAGAAAAAACCUGGUAGGCGUUGAAAUGGGCAAGACCGAGUCUAAGUACGGUAGCAAGUUGCAGCUCUGCUACAUGGACACGGACUCUUUUAUGUAUCAUAUACGAACAGAAGACUUUUACAAGGAUAUCAAGGAGGAUGUUGAGGCACGCUUUGACACAAGUGCCUAUAAUCCUGAUGAUGAAGGGCCCCUUCCUAUAGGGAAAAACAAGAAGGUGGUAGGUCUCAUGAAAGACAAACUGGGUGGUAAAACAAUGACCGAGUUCAUCACCCUCAGGGCCAAACUCUAUGCUUACAAGAGCCUUACAUCGCAAAGCCAUAGGCGUAAAGAGGUGCGUCACUGA
This is a messenger RNA of Hydractinia symbiolongicarpus, 720 nucleotides long. RefSeq lists its product as uncharacterized. The record is from RefSeq and is a predicted model, not a curated record. The transcript has 3 exons. Lineage: Eukaryota; Metazoa; Cnidaria; Hydrozoa; Anthoathecata; Hydractiniidae. Bases 1 to 720 code for a protein of 239 amino acids.